AUGUUAAGAAGUCAUCCUUAUGAAAUCUUCCUGAGUAUUUGGCUGUUCACUUCCAUUUAUCUACUAAUGACCGUGUGUGUAGUGCAUGUUACAAGAAAAGAUACUGAUGAUGAAUCAAAUGAAAGCUUCGAAACUCAUGAAAAUAUUCAUGACGAAAUAAUUCCUGUUGAAGAAUCACCAGAUACUUUUGUGUCAACGCCAUCAUCAAGCCAUCAAGAAUUACUUGUUCAACAAAGCAGUUAA
Messenger RNA from Cotesia congregata, 243 nucleotides. Lineage: Eukaryota; Metazoa; Arthropoda; Insecta; Hymenoptera; Braconidae. The record is from the annotation of a GenBank genome assembly.